AUACACGUAUUUAACUGUACGAUAAUUAAAACCGGCGUCGGUUGAAGCGUCGAUCCACUUCCACCCGUGUCUGUGUUGUGUGUAGUUAACACUUGACUCCACAGCAACAACAACGUUAAAGCAGAACCACACGGAAUCCACACGCACACAACACACAUAUUCGUGUGUGUUUGAAGUGGAAGAAAGAGAACGCAUAACACAGAACACAGUGCAGACAGCAAGUGAUGACGUCGAAACAGACAUACAGCGUGUGCUUCUGCUGGCGGCGGCGGUUCAAGCUGGCGCUGGCGGAGGCGCCGUCGGAAAUCAAGACCCUAUUCAAUGAGUACUCCGAGAAUGAGCUCAUGACACCUUCGCAUCUUAAGAGAUUCCUGGUCGAUGUGCAGAGGCAAGAGAAGGCCACUGAAGAAGACGCGCAAGCCAUCAUCGAUAGCUUCAGGCAUUUCCAUCGCAGAGGCGCUGGCCUCAAUCUCGAAACUUUCUUCAAGUACCUCUUCAGUGACGAUAAUCCUCCUCUUCUUCCUUCUCAUGGGGUGCACCAUGAUAUGACUUUACCCUUGUCACAUUAUUUCAUAUAUACUGGCCAUAAUUCCUAUUUAACUGGGAAUCAGCUGAGCAGCGACUGCAGUGACGUCCCCAUCAUAAAUGCACUGAAGAAAGGUGUGCGGGUGAUUGAAUUAGACAUAUGGCCUAAUGCAUCAAAGGAUAGUAUAGAUGUUCUUCAUGGAAGGACAUUGACUACUCCUGUAGAGCUUAUCAGAUGUUUGAGGUCUAUUAAGGAUCAUGCCUUUGUGGCAUCAGAAUAUCCAGUUGUAAUAACCCUAGAAGACCACCUUACACCAGAUCUUCAGGCUAAAGUGGCUGAGAUGGUUACCCAAACAUUUGGAGACAUACUAUUUACUCCUAACUCAGAAAGUGUGAAGGAAUUCCCUUCUCCUGAAUCACUUAAGAAGAGAAUUAUUAUAUCAACCAAACCACCUAAGGAGUACCUUGAGGCAAAAGAAAAGGAAAAAGGGGAUGAUUCACAGCACGAAAAGGAGAAAGGGGAUGAUUCAGAGCAUGGAAAGGCAUCAGGUGAAGAUGAAGCUUGGGGGAAGGAAGUCCCAAGCUUGAAAGGUGGUACUAUAGAGGAUUACAAGGACAACAACGUGGAUGAAGAUCUUAAUGAUGAGGAAGAAUUUGAUGAAUCAGACAAGUCACAUCAUAAUGAAGCUCCAGAAUAUAGACACCUAAUUGCCAUUCAUGCUGGGAAGCCUAAAGGUGGAUUAGUGGAAUGCCUCAAAGUGGAUCCUGAAAAAGUGAGACGUCUAAGUUUAAGUGAGCAACAGCUUGAAAAGGCUGCUAUAAAUUAUGGACAACAAAUUGUCAGGUUUACUCAGCGGAAUAUACUGAGGGUGUAUCCAAAAGGUACUCGCAUUGACUCAUCAAAUUAUAACCCAUUAAUUGGGUGGAUGCAUGGAGCUCAGAUGGUUGCAUUUAAUAUGCAGGGGUAUGGGAGAUCUCUUUGGUUGAUGCAUGGAAUGUUCAGAGCCAAUGGAGGGUGCGGUUAUGUUAAAAAACCAAAUUUUCUAUUGGAGACUGGUCCAGAUGACGAGGUCUUCAAUCCUAAAGCUAAGUUACCUGUGAAGACUACUUUGAAGGUGACUGUAUAUAUGGGGGAAGGAUGGUACUAUGAUUUCAAGCAUACACACUUUGAUCAAUAUUCACCUCCAGACUUCUACACAAGAGUGGGGAUUGCUGGAGUCCCUAAUGAUACUAUAAUGAAGAGAACUAAGGCAAUAGAGGAUAAUUGGUUACCUACAUGGAAUGAGGCAUUUGAGUUCCCUCUCACUGUUCCGGAGUUGGCCUUGCUUCGCGUAGAAGUUCACGAGUAUGACAUGUCUGAGAAAGAUGACUUUGGUGGACAAACAUGCCUACCUAUCUGGGAGCUUAGAAGUGGCAUUCGAGCAAUUCCACUGCAUAGCCAAAAGGGAGAUAAAUACAACACUGUAAAGCUUCUCAUGCGCUUUGAGUUUAUUAAUAAUUGAUUCUGUGCAAUGUGCAUCCUUCUGCUCCCCAUUAUUAUUAUUAUUAUUAUGUACAGUCAUUAAGAUGUGUUAGUAGCAAGAGUUUGUAUGUAGUAGCUGGAUGAUAUCGUGAAUUAUGUGCCCCGUUAAAUGAUGUAAGAAACAAAAUGUGUUGUGUAUUUUGUUUUCUUGAGGAGACUUGUUGGUCUUGUAAGGCUUGUCAAUAUAUACUACUUAUAUAUAUAUAUAUAUAUAAACAUAAGGAAAUUGUUCGUGUUUUGUAUGAGAA
Molecule: messenger RNA, 2295 nt
Organism: Glycine soja
Lineage: Eukaryota; Viridiplantae; Streptophyta; Magnoliopsida; Fabales; Fabaceae
Product: phosphoinositide phospholipase C 2-like
Exons: 9
Coding region: 225-2027 (600 amino acids)
Biological process (GO): lipid metabolic process; phosphatidylinositol-mediated signaling
Molecular function (GO): phosphatidylinositol-4,5-bisphosphate phospholipase C activity
Source: RefSeq, a predicted model, not a curated record